Messenger RNA from Micromonas commoda, 2101 nucleotides. RefSeq names its product axonemal inner arm I1 intermediate chain dynein IC138 (gene BOP5). The transcript has 2 exons. Lineage: Eukaryota; Viridiplantae; Chlorophyta; Mamiellophyceae; Mamiellales; Mamiellaceae. Gene Ontology annotation, cellular component: axonemal dynein complex. Gene Ontology annotation, biological process: cilium movement. The record is from RefSeq and is a predicted model, not a curated record. Gene Ontology annotation, molecular function: dynein heavy chain binding; dynein light chain binding. Bases 63 to 1535 code for a protein of 490 amino acids.
AAUCCAGCAACUGCACAUGGACUCGUAACAUUGUCGAACUGCAAGGUGUUAAAGGCGAAAGUAUGGAACAUUUCGUGAACGCGAGCACUCAAACUGUAAAACAGUGCUCCAAGUGCAAAAACUUGAGCCGAUCGCCUCCUCAGAGCGAAACACUAUCUUGCCAGUCGCGACCUCUCGCACCCUUGGUGGAUGGUUUCCAUGAAGAGAAGCAAUAUCAUAGGCCGUGCCGCCGGGCACCUUUAAUUUUGCGUCCAGGUGAGAUCAUUAGCGGCCAAAGCGCAUGGAUGCCAAUUGCAAACAGCCAAUUCAAUCGAGCGACAGACGUCAUGGAGAGGUUUUUAUUACAAAGAUCACUUCACAAAGGAGUCCUGGCGUUUGGCGAUUUCUCGGAGAAGGGCGUUGGAGUUGAGCAUUUGUUUGAUUUGGUAAGCAGCGAAACAUCAGGGCAAAAUGUUUCUUGCAUUUCAUGGAGCAAAGAACUACCCCAUAUUCUUGUAGCUGGUCACGGUGACACCGGCUAUCACGGACAACAGAAAGGGUUGAUCUCUUGCUGGUCUUUGAAAAAUCCUGCAAGGGCUACUUGGACGGCCAUGACCACUAGUGGCGUUACUACUGUGGACUUCUCUGCGGCAAACCCAAACUCUCUGGCAGUUGGCCUUCAUGACGGCAGCGUUUUUGUUGUUGACAUAAACACAAAAGUGCGGAAGAAAGAAAGUGGAAAGACACGCACUAUUCUCGGAAAACACGGCGAUCCGGUCGGGCAAGUGCGCUGGGUAAGACGAAAGUUACAGAACGACGAAAUUCUAGUGUCGAUCUCGACAGACGGACGAAUAAUCCAGUGGGAUGUGAAGAGGCAGGGUGAACAGUUGGAACUCAUGCGACUCGGAGGAGUAGAUCUCGGGACCAUUCGAACUAAUACCGCGAAGCAUGUGUCUGGCGGAAAUGUGCACAGUAAAGGAAAAGGCAUUUGUUUUGAUUUUUCUCGUGACAACGCAUCCGUGUAUGUUGUCGGUAUGGAAAACGGCAUGUUGCAUAGGUGCUCUUGUUCUUCUAGCGAGCAGUACCUGAACAGCUAUCUUGGGCACCGUGGACCGGUUUACCAGGUUUGCUGGUCAUAUCAUUCGGCCGACAUUUUCAUAUCUGCAUCGGCAGACUGGACAAUCAAGCUUUGGCGCGAACGUUCAUUUCAACCGAUUUUCACCUUCAACAACGCAGGAGAACAAGUGUCCGAUGUUUGUUGGUCCCCAAGUGACUCCACAGCAUUUGCAUGCUCAACAACACAAGGAAAGUUAGAAGUCUGGGAUAUUUCGAUCUCCAUCUUGAAGCCUGCCUCGAGUUUAAGGACGGGCGGGACAAUUUCGUGUGCGACCCUUUCAACUAAACUGCCAGCGAUUGCAACGGGCGGUGCAGAUGGAAAAAUAAGACUAUUUUGCAUGCGUGGUGGCUCUGCACGCGGUGGAUCGGCAAGCCGUAUCAGUAAAGUUAUCGACCAGCAAAGUUCUAGUUUUAUUGCUUUAUUUUCUCAUGACACCUAGGAGCAGAAUAACGAAUUUACUGCCGCUACCUUUUUAAUAUCAGAUGCGUUGACGGACUCGAAAAAGAGAAACAAAAGUGAGGGUGCAGAACGAUCACUUGUCAGUAAGAAGCCCGUUGGAUUGGCCGGAGGAACCAAAAAAAUGAACUCAUGAUGAAGCCCACCAUCUUAUCAUUAGUUAUCUUGAAGGAAAUACGCCCGGUUGAAUGACGAUACUUCGCCACACACCGUGUCUGGUAAGCACUCGAAAUCACGAAACUUACCACGUAUUGCGUACCGUUCCAGUAGAGCUCACCUUGUAGGGGUCGUCGUGCACUAGACCUCGGGCCUCGCGAAGAAACUCGUCGAAGCUUUCAAAAGAAGCCAUAUUCGACCUGAAAGAUAGAUACAAGAUGGCUUGGGUCUGGAAAGUUUGUGCGCAGCACCCUCGACCGAAAGAUUCGCGGAAAGGUGGACGACCGGUGCUAUAUAUCUAUAGCUGAACUGAUGUAAAGGCCCCAGAAAUUGACCGCGAGUGUGACCAUAUAAGAGGUAUAUGUAUAAAUAAUAUCAGCAAUUAUUCAUAUC